Molecule: messenger RNA, 2012 nt
Organism: Pristis pectinata (smalltooth sawfish)
Lineage: Eukaryota; Metazoa; Chordata; Chondrichthyes; Rhinopristiformes; Pristidae
Gene: ube2na
Product: ubiquitin-conjugating enzyme E2Na
Exons: 4
Coding region: 140-601 (153 amino acids)
Biological process (GO): protein K63-linked ubiquitination; DNA damage tolerance
Cellular component (GO): nucleus
Molecular function (GO): ubiquitin conjugating enzyme activity
Source: RefSeq, a predicted model, not a curated record
GGCGGAGGACUACAGCUCCCGGGAGCCCCCGCGCCCUUGGCGCAGAGAAGAAAAGCGACCAACUGCUGCUUUCCUCGCAGUUUUGUGGCGAGAGAAACUGAGGCCGGAGAGUCGGCGGGCAUCGACAAUAACCGCGGGCAUGCUUCCCAGGCGAAUCACCAAGGAAACCCAACGUUUACAUGCGGAGCCGGUGCCUGGUAUAAAGGCAGAAGCAGAUGAAUUCAAUGCACGCUACUUUCAUGUUGUUAUAGCCGGUCCACAGGACUCCCCGUUUGAGGGUGGAACUUUUAAACUUGAACUAUUUCUUCCAGAAGAAUAUCCGAUGGCAGCUCCGAAAGUUCGCUUCAUGACCAAAAUAUAUCACCCAAAUGUAGACAAACUGGGCAGAAUUUGUUUAGAUAUUCUGAAAGAUAAAUGGUCUCCAGCUUUGCAGAUUCGGACAGUACUGCUUUCAAUCCAGGCAUUGUUAAGUGCUCCAAAUCCAGAUGAUCCAUUAGCAAAUGAUGUAGCCGAACAGUGGAAAAGCAAUGAAGCCCAAGCCAUAGAGACAGCCAGAACAUGGACUAGGCUAUACGCCAGUGGGAACAGCAAUUCAAGAUGAAGCUGAAUGCAUCUUACAGUUCUUCUAACUCUGCCAAGAUCUUUCCUUGCAUUCAAAGAACAGUCUUAGACAACUGCAGAAUAAACCCAGACAAAUAAAAUUCUCGGUGUUUAAAUGCAUAUUAGAGACUAUUUGUCAUGUUCAGAUUCACAUUAUAGCAUGAGCAGAGUCUAUACCACUUUGCUUUUUCUAUUGCUCCCCAGUUAAUUUGAAAGCAGUGGUGCACCUCGACAACAAUUUUCUUUCUUAGCACUGUGAAUGAAAUUAGGCUUAGUUAGCUGCUUUAUUGUAAGUUUUUAUUUUUGUGAUGCUGAAAGCAUUUUUGAAAGCAGCUAACUUGUACACAGUAGAUCAUGCCCUUUGCCAAGACUAUAACUUUUUUUUUAGGUGCAGUAGAUUAAGCAUCGUAGCUGAUUUAGUUCAUCCAGUCAGUAAAGAGAAAGAAAAAUGCAUCAUUAUUGUGACACGUAGAUCCUGAAAAGGCUUGUGACUUUGUAUAGCUUGUCUGGGUAGGGAAUGGGGAAGGGAGGUGGGUGGUGUGGGUUUGGGAGGGGGAUAAAAAAGAUUUCUGUAAAACUUUGUUUUAGUAAACUUUUUUUUUGUUCCAUUCGGCUGUUGUACUGUGUUAAUCUUUCUGCUGAGAACAAUACAAUUUAAAAAAGCAAAUCAAGAUUUUAGCAGUUUGUUUCCUCUUCGUUAAUGGAAGUAUCUUCCUUGAAAGAUAGAUGUGUUUUCAUUUCAAAGCCCAGAGUAUCAUGUUCACAUCUUGCAUGCAAACACAGUGAAUAGACUACUUAUGAAGUGCUCCAAGACAGCUAUUUCAUAAUGUUGCAACUGUGCCAGUAACCUGCUUUAGAGCUGAUUGGCCUUUAUUAAUGGGAGAUCCAUUGAUUUCUUCCAGUGAAUUUGACCAUUUGUUUAUUUGGACCUGUGAUCUGUCAGAGCAUGUAAAUAUGUUGUCUAUUUUGACUCUUGCAUAUUAAAAAGGAAAUUCACAAUGUAAGAAAUAAAAAUUGGGUUUUAGAAAGUUUGCAGUGGUACAUUGUUAUUUGAAAACAGCAGUGUAUAAUGCUUCUACAUGAACGGUCAGAGACAGUCCUCUGAUUACAUCUACAUGCAUAAAUUGGACAACAGUAAUUCAGAAGUUCAGGGGAAUGGUCUGUGGUCAUGAAAGGCGCUCAAUGCAAUACAUAUCUUGAUCAACAAUGGAUUUACUUCAACUAUUUUUGUUUAAUGUGUUGUUGCCUCUGGUCAGUGACUUUCAUUCAGGUUACAGCUGAGAUGGGUCAAGUGAAAAGGAUGUGAGCUGAGAAUGUCCAAGUCUGCUGUUAAUAUGGUGUCUCAAUUGGAAAGAACAGUCUUAAACUUGCAAUUGUUUGUUUCAAAUAUUAAAAUUUCUAUCCAUGUCAGU